AUGGAGAGCUCGAGAAGUAAGAAUCAUAAUAAUCUGGGGGUGAACAGAACUGGUCAGAGCAUCAGAAAAAACCAUUCACAUGAAAUCAACUCUGACGCUUCCCUUCGUUUUAGACGUCGUCAACAUGAUGGUUUGAUUUACCAUGUAAGCAAGGAAGAAUUCGCGGACUUUGUUAUGAUGAACACCGGAUUACAUUCUCAUGAUCAUCCACCAUUGCUACAUGUUCAGAGGCCACCAAGGCAAGAAAAUCAUUCCCCAAUUCCUUCCAAUAACAAUGUUGCAUUGCAAAGACCUUCUCCAUCUAUACAAGCAUCAUCAAGUCUUUUGGAGCCGGUAGUUCCAAGAUACACCAUGUGGGGUAAUCCAGUUGAGUCACUAUCAUCUGCCAACAAAAGAUACUCAGAGAAUUCAACGACAGAUAUUGGUUCAUGGGAUAAGCAAGCUCAACCUCAACCUCAUCCACAACCUUACCCUCCUAUUCCAUAUAGAUCGUGCAAUAUGCAGCCUAAUCAUCCAUUUUCAUCUCAAUUACCUAUCAAUUCUUGGGUGCCUAUGCUACCUUCUUCCUCAUCUAAUAGCCAUACUUAUCCUAUGCAUGUUGCAACUAAUCCACAAGUGCCCAAUAUGAAUGGUGGUUUUGAUUCUCAUGUUCCUACCAUGAAUAAUGUUAAUACUAAUCCAGUUGUGGAUAACAUGUAUUUUGCAACAAAUCCCCUUAUGCCCACUAUGAGUGUUUCAUCUACUCAUCCACAUGUGGCUACUGUACGUGUUGAUACUUAUCCACCUGUGUCUUCUAUGAGUGCUGCUGCUACUCAUCCACCUGGGGCUAAUAUCAAUUCUGUUACUCAUCCUGAUGUGCCUUCAUAUGUUUCCAACCCAUUUGUGCCUAAUAUUCCUUCCACCGAAUCAAAUGGUCAUCCAAUUUUACCAUCUCCAACAUCUGAGUUCAUUUUUCCUUCUUCACCACCUAAUUUCAUGAAUCAACAAUCCCCUCAGUCCUGUUAUCCACCUUUAUCACCUGGAAUGCAGUUUACAUAUUCUUUAACCGAUUUUCCUUUAUCUCCCAAUUCACAAUCGUGGAUUACAGAGCCUUUGAUUUUUCCAGGACAAUUUCCACCAUCACCAUCAGAGUUUCCUCCCAUCGCAAGUCCUGAAAGGGGAGAUCAGUAA
Molecule: messenger RNA, 1170 nt
Organism: Lotus japonicus
Lineage: Eukaryota; Viridiplantae; Streptophyta; Magnoliopsida; Fabales; Fabaceae
Product: protein HAIKU1-like
Exons: 1
Coding region: 1-1170 (389 amino acids)
Source: RefSeq, a predicted model, not a curated record